UUGAAGUGGAUGAUGAGUUUAGAAAGAUGGUCAUUGUAUUUUACCCUCCAUAAUGUCACCAUCAGAAAUGCAUAUCAUAUCUCUCACGUAUUCAUCUAUUUGUUGUUCAACUGUUCUUGCAGUUUUACUCCUCCACAUGAUCAGAGAAGAUCCCCAGAAGAAAGGACAAAGAGAGAGAAGACAUUCCUACUGAAUCUGUGUCUUCAAGCAGCUCUCCAUGAGAGAGGAUCCAUACAAACAACUGUAGAGAAAGUGUUGUCGCUGUCUAAAGUAUAUCGCUUUCAGAAAUGUGAUUUCCUGUUGGAUCUGUACUCACAUGUGAAGGACUAUGAGACUCAAACAGGCAGGAGUGUCCUUCCAGCAUUACAGCCAGUUUACCUGUCAUCUCCUGCAGUCUGGUUCAUAGACCUCUCAGAGAGAAAGGCCUCCCUCCUCCUAGAAGUGCUGAAACUCCAACCAGAGAAGAAACCAGUAGAGCUGAAGGGCUGGUCAGAUGAAGAGAGUGAAGUGAGGAGUUUCCUUCAGUGUCUGUCCUACAUCUCACAGCUGAGUUUCUGUCCAGACUGGUCUGAUCUCUCAAAGCAGAUCAAGAUCCUGGUGGAUCUCCUGUCUCAAGCAGCAGACUGGGAGGAGCAGACAGGAGAGAAGACACUGAAGCUGGUAUCAUCAGUGUUGACUUACAGAACCUUUCCUUAUCGCUAUGGAUACAAUUCUAAACAGAGUGAUUUCCUGCUGGAUCUGUACUCACAUGUGAAGGGCUAUGAGACUCAAACAGGCAGGAUGGUCCUUCCAGCAUUACAGCCAGUUUACAAGUCAGCCAGGCCUGCAGUCUGGUCCAUAGACCUCUCAGAGAGAAAGGCCUCCCUCCUCCUAGAAGUGAUGAAACUCCGACCAGAGAAGAAACCAGUAGAGCUGAAGGGCUGGUCAGAUGAAGAGAGUGAAGUGAGGAGUUUCCUUCAGUGUCUGCCCUACAUCUCACAGCUGAGUUUUACUCCUCCACAGGAUCAGAGAAGAUCCCCAGAAGAAAGGACAAAGAGAGAGAAGACAUUCCUACUGAAUCUGUGUCUUCAAGCAGCUCUCCAUGAGAGAGGAUCCAUACAAACAACUGUAGAGAAAGUGUUGUCACUGUCUGAAGUUUAUCACUAUCAGCCAUGUGAUUUCCUGCUGGAUCUGUACUCACAUGUGAAGGACUAUGAGACUCAAACAGGCAGGAGUGUCCUUCCAGCAUUACAGACAGUUUACCAGUCAGCUCCUGCAGUCUGGUCCAUAGACCUCUCAGAGAGAAAGGCCUCCCUCCUCCUAGAAGUGCUGAAACUCCAACCAGAGAAGAAACCAGUAGAGCUGAAGGGCUGUUCAGAUGAAGAGAGUGAAGUGAGGAGUUUCCUUCAGUGUCUGUCCUACAUCUCACAGCUGAGGUGAGUCUGAACAUGUGUGGUGGUUAGUGAUCAUGUGAUGCUAGUGGUUAUUAUCUUGUAGAAACAUUUGACAUAUAAAACUUCAAGUGUUGGUAAAUCUUGUAGCAGUAUUGUUAGAGAGGGGUAAAGGUAGAGAUUUUGUUGGGGUGCCAGACAGGUAUUAACCCUGCAGAAAGGAAAAGAGUAGGAUAGAGAGAGACCAGACACACACACAUCAGCAGAAGAGACUGUCUAGACUGUAGCCUGUUAGCCAGAUAGCCAGUGGAGAGAAAAGAUAAGACUCACCAUAUAAAACACCCAUCACAGCACAGGGGGAACCCCACCAAUAAUACCUCAUACAAUAAUGAUGGCAGAGCAAUUUAACGGCAGCUUCAUAGAAACAAUUUACAAGAAAGAACCCAGUCAUCAACAGGAGAGGAUUUGCAGUAAUCUGUAUUACCUCCCAGUGGAGGAGUGCAGAGGGUAUGAAUGGUGGGGGGUCAUAGACAAACAAAGUCCUUAAAAUGUCCACAAUCUUCUGGGCCACAUGUCAUUAGUACCACAUAUAUACAGUUCAAAUAACAAGACACAAUAAACUGGCAAGAAACCUCCCUUUAACUAAAAUGUCAACCCAAAUACGUCUGGCAGGGCAAUGAUUGUCCAUCCACGCUGAACCUCAAAGGGAAGAGCAUUGAAAACAAUGAUAAAGUCUGCUGCUGUGUAAAGUCCUGGAGAG
Messenger RNA from Oncorhynchus nerka (sockeye salmon), 2130 nucleotides. RefSeq lists its product as uncharacterized. The record is from RefSeq and is a predicted model, not a curated record. The transcript has 3 exons. NCBI's taxonomy places the organism in Eukaryota, Metazoa, Chordata, Actinopteri, Salmoniformes, Salmonidae. The coding region runs from base 10 to 1419 and encodes 469 amino acids.